AUGGGCACCGUCGUGCCCGCUCCUCUACAGUAUCCUGUGGCCAAGUCUGGCGCAAGAUUUGCCGCGAGCAUGACCCGGAUGUUUUAUUGCGACUCCCUGGCGGACAAGCUUUGGGCGGUGGUCCAACUCAUCCGAGCUUCCGUUGGGCGCUAACUAUCAAUAGUUUGUGCUUGUGCAUCGUUUAGCCAGCUCUUUGCUGAUGUUGCUCACUAUGGAUGAAGACCGAGGAAAGUCUGGUUCAGCUUGGGGACUUAUUUGGUCGUAACAUGGAGUACGCGUAUUGGCUUGGAGCCACAUGUGUUCAUGGCCGGGCUCAGGGGCCGUUGCUUGGCAGCGAUAUUGUCGUGUUGCUGUCUGCGUAGUGUGAUUAUUUCCGCUGACUCGAUUGGUUCAUUUUUCUUCUUGUGUACGAGGAGCUUGAAGCUGUUUGGUAGCUUGUGACGACCAUGUCUCACUUUCAUGUACAAGUAUGCAUUGCCUGCGGUGAUCUUUUUUUUUAGUGAAUGACCCGUUCCGCGUGGCGGCUUGUUUUGUGGCCACCCUCUUCUGCACCUGUCACAGUUCACCGGGAUCAAUGUGACUAACCGCAGCCAAUACUGUAGCGCUGAAAACCUUUGUCUUGACCGAGACCUUUCGUCAUGCAUAAGUGCAUAAGACUACCUACAUGUAGGGUUGCGCCAGCUAGCUUUGAGCGGGGCAUUUUACGUUCCUAGUUGUGCGGACCCGUCGAUCGUCUUCAAUUGUGUUUUUGCGUUCGUUU
Molecule: messenger RNA, 760 nt
Organism: Ectocarpus siliculosus
Lineage: Eukaryota; Phaeophyceae; Ectocarpales; Ectocarpaceae
Source: the annotation of a GenBank genome assembly